AUGAAGCUGGUUAGAGGCGUCUGCCUUGCAUUGCAAUGGGAGUUCACUGAGGCUAGGUUGGCAGAGAUUGAUGAAUGCAUUGACUUCUUCAUUGACUACUGCAAAGCUCAGAGAGAUGCCAUGUGCUUGUCACUUUCGGUCUUCCGUCACGUAAUGCAUCAGCUUACACAUGUAGUGUGGAUGAUAAGAGAAAUGGGGCCAAUUGUAGCCUACUCCUCACGAAGUCAAGAACGAAGCAUUGGAAAGUUUGGUGAUUUGAUAACUGGCAAGUCAAGGACAGGCAAGCAAUCUUCCAACUUGAUUGAAAUUGUUGCAAUCAGAAAUCAGCUGAAAAGGGUCUUCGACUCAAAUGAGUUCCUCCAAGGCAUUCGACCACAGCCAUAUGCAUCCACCACAUACCUCAAUCAUCCAGAAUCUCUAACAAGCUCACAGUUGAGGGAACCUGAUCAAGAAGAGACAAAUUUGGAUCAUCAUUUUGGCUUCGAUGGUACUGAUCGUGCUGAACUCCAUGGUGUUCCAAUUGCAAGAUUCAAGCGUGCUUUGUCGAAAUACUAUUGCAAGAUAUUCUUACUUCAAAGGCUGAACAGUCCAUUGUCAAUGACCAUCAAGGUUGCCCAUCGUGCUCUAAUCGGUUCUACUGCCAUAGGAUCAGAAAUAUACAGAGAGAAGAUGCAUGAGUUUCGUAGAAGCAACCAUCUGGUCAUGUUUAGGUCAACUCGCCUCAAUCGACUUAACCACCCUGUCUCCUGUUGGUUUGUUUCGCGAGUGAUAUUCUUUUUCCAACAUGUCUAUGAUGGGUCGACCUACUUUUUGGCUUUCGUUGAAACCAUGAAAAAUCAUGGUGUUGCUUCUCACGACAGGUCUGUCCCUUUUGUUCGUAUGAAUGAGUCUGUCGAACAACAAAUUGCAAGAAGGGUGCCGAGAGUGAUUGAUCCUAAGUAUGCUGUCAUUUCUAUUGACGAUGUUGAGAUGCAAGUGGGAUUGGUGAAAUCUUUGGAUAACGACUUGCACUUUAGCGUCAUUGCAAACUACCAUCCGUUUGAACAAGAUAUGUCGAUCGAUGCUGGCGAUAUUCGCAACCUUUAA
This is a messenger RNA of Mucor velutinosus, 1086 nucleotides long. RefSeq lists its product as uncharacterized. The record is from RefSeq and is a predicted model, not a curated record. NCBI's taxonomy places the organism in Eukaryota, Fungi, Mucoromycota, Mucoromycetes, Mucorales, Mucoraceae. The transcript has 2 exons. The coding region runs from base 1 to 1086 and encodes 361 amino acids.